This is a messenger RNA of Aspergillus caelatus, 1632 nucleotides long. Its product is annotated as cytochrome P450. The coding region runs from base 1 to 1632 and encodes 543 amino acids. Lineage: Eukaryota; Fungi; Ascomycota; Eurotiomycetes; Eurotiales; Aspergillaceae. The transcript is spliced from 4 exons. The record is from RefSeq and is a predicted model, not a curated record. Gene Ontology annotation, molecular function: oxidoreductase activity, acting on paired donors, with incorporation or reduction of molecular oxygen; iron ion binding; heme binding.
AUGUCAAUCCCCAUGCAAACCCUAUUGAGCCUAUUGGAUGUGAAAUCUAUCAAUACAAACAUUCUACUGGAGAAGGGAGCCAGGCUCGCAGCUUUGACUGUCACUUUUGCUCUCUUUAUACCAGUCCUGAAUUACUUCAGAGAUCCAAAAGGGCUGCGGCAGUAUCCCGCUGCUGGGCCAUUCGGACUCGCCGCUUUAACACCUUUAUGGGUCACGUACUAUAGUUUCCUAGGUAUACGAUGGACGAAAAUCGAGGAAGCACACGCGAGACUUGGAAGUGUUGUCAGGAUUUCACCAAACCAUCUUUCCUUCAGUGACCCGCACGCCUACAAAGAAAUCUACGGGCAUAGGGCAAAGAUUGUGAAAGACGUAUUCUACAGCAAUAUGGCCGGCGACACCCCGAAUAUGGCCGAUACGGUCGACCCAGCAGAUCACGCGAGAAAACGGAAGUACUUCGCUAAUAUAUUUUCCGCCAAGAAUGUCGGAAUGCUGGAGCCUCGCGUACAAGAAUGUACCCAGAAGCUUUUGGACUGCCUGAAGGUCAAGUCAAAGGGCCUGAAAGUAGCAGGUACAGAUCGAUUUGAAGUUGGUCCGGAUGGAAGCUUUGAUGUCCGACCUUGGCUCAACAUGUUCACUUAUGACGCCAUCAGCUCUAUGAUGUGGUCUAGCAGCUUCGGAUUUCUAGACCGCGGGGAUGAUAUGUGUGUGGCAGAAGCUCCCGAUGGAAAAACAAGAAUUGUUCGUGCCAUGGAAACCUUCCAACGCAGCGUGUGGUUUGCAGUUUUCUCAGCACACCUGCCCCGUUUCGCUUAUAAUGCCAUACACCUCCUAGCUAGUAGUACCAAAUGGGGCAAGGCCGGGGCUGAUUUUAGCAAUAUAGCCCGAUUCAAGACAAACGAACGUAUGAAGAAUUUCCCUGAGGAGCCUGAUAUUUUCUCUCAAUUUCCACUGCGAAAGGAUGAGAAAGGUCGCCCGCCUCUGCCAAUGUGGGAGAUCGUCGCCGAGAGUACCGUGAUGAUGAAUGCAGGAAAUGACACCACACAAACCACUCUGGCGAAUAACAUCAUGAUUCUGGCAACAAAUCCCAAAGUCCAAAACAAGCUACGCACGAUACUGCUUGCUGACGUUCCACCAAACGAGCAGCCUGUUGCAUCAUACUCAACACUAAGUCAAAUUUCUUUCUUGAGAGCUGUGAUCGACGAGACCUUCCGUGUUUUUACACCUCAAAAGUUCGGGUUACCCCGUCGGACACUUAUGAACUCCAACAUCGUUGGCAACCAGAUUGCGCCUGAAGUUACCGUUUCCUCUCCGUUAAGCGAGCUACACUUCAACCCUGAUCUGUUCUCCAAGCCGCACGAGUGGAUUCCCGAGCGAUGGCUGGCAGAUAAUCCAGACUUUACAUCCGAAGAAAGGCAGAAUUUGAAGGAUUUUGUCCUGCCAUUCACUGCGGGCACCAGAGCAUGCAUUGGAAGGAAUCUCGCAUAUAUGGAGGUCAGCAUUGCCCUGGCUGCUCUGGUUAUGGCUUUCGAGUGGAAAAUGGCCGAUGGACCUUUUGAAGAAAACUUUGGACAGUUUGAGCGCAUUACGUCCAACCCAACAAAGCUGAAUGUGAAAGCAAUUCCUCUUGUGUAG